GCAGGGCAGUGUGUGCGCUGCACGAAAAUGCACUCGGAUGCCGCCGCUGUCAGUGAGUAGCGGCGGGGCCGGGCCGCGCACUCCCGCCCGCCCAGCGGCGGCACCCGGCGCCACCGGCUUGGUAUUUCCGCCGGCGAGCUCUGCUGCCUGGAUUUUCAACUGAAUUCUCACCUAUCAACACUGGCAAAUAUUCACAAGAUUUACCACACCCUCAAUAGGCUGAAUCUGACAGAGGACGUUGGUCAAGACGAUCACCAGACAGGAAGUCUCCGGUCUUGCAGUUCAUCAGACUGCUUUAGUAAAGUGAUGCCUCCAAGGAAAAAGAGGAGACCUGCAGCAGGAGAUGAUUUAUCUGCUAAGAAAAGUAGACAUGAUGGUAUGUAUAGAAAAUAUGAUUCGACUAGAAUAAAAGCAGAAGAAAUCUUUUCAAGUAAGAGGUGCUUAGAAUGGUUCUAUGAAUAUGCAGGCACUGAUGAUGUUGUAGGGCCAGAAGGUAUGGAGAAAUUUUGUGAAGACAUUGGAGUUGAACCAGAAAAUGUAGUUAUGCUUGUAUUAGCAUGGAAGUUGGAUGCACAAAACAUGGGGUAUUUUACAUUACAAGAAUGGUUAAAAGGAAUGACAUCACUAGAAUGUGAUACUACAGAAAAAUUGAGAAAUUCUCUGGAUUACUUGAGAUCUUUAUUAAAUGAGCCUACCAAUUUUAAACUUAUAUAUAGAUAUGCAUUUGACUUUGCACGGGAAAAGGACCAGCGCAGCCUAGAUAUCAAUACUGCCAAGUGUAUGUUGGGCCUUCUUCUAGGAAAAACAUGGUCCCUUUUUCCAGUAUUUCACCAGUUUUUAGAGCAAUCAAAAUACAAAGUUAUCAAUAAGGACCAGUGGUGUAAUGUUCUUGAAUUCAGCAGAACAAUUAACCUUGACCUCAGUAACUAUGAUGAAGAUGGAGCCUGGCCAGUGUUGUUGGAUGAGUUUGUGGAAUGGUAUAAAGGAAAACAGAUGACAUAGGAGUUUAACUAUGCACAGCCACUCAAGAGUCACUGUUACCACAGUUAUGUCAACCAUUAGCCAUAAACUGCUAUUUGUAUCAAAGUGCAUGCUGCUUUUCUUGCACAGCAAUCCCUUUUGUGGGGAACUUUUGAUGUUUGCUAUUUAACAAGCUAGCUCUGCUUGCUGUGUAGCAUUGUUCUCUUUGAAGGCUGCUUUGCAUUCUGUAUUUACAUUACGAAUUGGUGAACUUGCCAGCAUCUUCACUGUGAUUAUGUGUAUAUUGCUAUCUAAAUUUUGUAUAUGUGUAUAAAAGAAAAGCUUCACCUAGGGAUCAUUUCUGCAGAAAUGUAUUGUAAAAAUAAUUCUGUGGCAUAAUUCUAGUAAUCACUUACAUAUUUGAAACUUCAGUUACCUUGUUUUUCUUUUCGUCUCAAAUGUAGCAUUUCAGAAAAUGAAAUGAACAGACUGCUUGGACAUAGUUAUCUGAGGAACUAUUGUCAGUGUUAAUGUUACUAUCUGAGAUGCCAAUUUCUGAGGGGAGAAGACAUGCUGUGACUUUCUUCAUCAGAAUUUGCCAAACCUGCCCUAUUGCUUAAUAGGAAUGAAACUUUGGUGUCUUAAAAAAUAAUAUAUACAUAUAAAUAUUAAACCACUGUAAUAGUUGUACACACCACAAAUGAUUUCCAUUUGAAGAAAAAAAAAGUAGUGACUUUUUAAUGUUAAAUCUGCAAUAGUCAUUACAGGUACAAAUGAACAAAUUAAAGUACCUUUUAAAAAUGGGUUUUAGACUUCUGUAAAUUGCCUUUGGCAGACUUCUUUUAAUUUUGGUGUAUCAAGAGUGUUUGGUCUGUGUUGCGAUACAGCUAAAAGUAGUCAUUUGGGAAACAAAGUCUGCUUACCCCUAGCACAUAGAUAAUACAGAUUUUGGGUUCUUUUUGUUUAUAACUUUAGGCUUGCCCAGGUUCUCUAAGUAAUUUCUAAGUAAUUACUAAUUUCUAAGUAAUUAAAAAUAGACUAUUGAAUAGUCCAGAUAUUACCUUUUCUUCCAUACUGGGGAUUGGAAUUCCCUAGCAGAAUGCCCGUUGCUGGCGAUGGGCAUGUUAAACACCAGCAUUAAAUGACAGCACGUUUUAGUAGGGACCACUGCUUGUUUCACUCUUUCCUUUAUCUGUGUAGGACAGUUCUAGUGAUUUUUUUUUUUUGAUUUUUUUUUUUAUUUUUUGGGGGGGCGGAGGAGAGGAAAUGAAUGGAAUGAUGUUUAAGUUCUGUAACUUUAUCAUGUUAUCUUUGCCUUGCCUUUCUUUAUUAGGUAAUGUUACUCUUGAUUUUUAUAAGAAGGUCCUUGAAGUAUGAGGUGCUAUUAAACUUUGAUCCCUAAAGACUUCUUAAAAUGUUCCGUAUGGAUUCAUGGAGCAUUUAACAAAAAAGGACCAGUGGAUGUUUUGGAACACAGAAAAACAUUACUUUUCUGUAGAAAUAUUUUACAAUGUAUUAGCAGUUUUUAAAUCUCUAUAGAGUGCAGUCCAGGGGAAGGGGGGAAGUGUUUCAGGUGUAAUGGUAAAUUUUCAACUGUAUUGAAGAUCCUAUUCUGCUAUCACUGAAGUUAGGAACAACUGUCAUUAUCUUGACUGCUUUCAGGAUUAAACCUAGCAUAGCAAAAGCACAUCAGUUUACUGCCCUGGACCUGGAGGUUGUGAAUGUGUACAGGUGGUCAGUUCUGUUAAAAGGUGUUUCUUGCUGUUUGGUUGGUUGGGUUUUUUGUUUUUUUGUUGUUGUUUUUUUUCCCAAACUCAACUGCCAAAGACAAAGAUUGUUUGUGUAUAUUUGUAUAUACAUAAAUAUACAGUAUGUAUGCAAAUACAAAACCCAGAAUUUCAUGAUGCUAAGAAGAAAAUGCCUUUCCCUGGGAAAUAGUCUGAAUAUUCAGAUUACCAUGACACUAAAUAGUGCUCUUUAAAGUUAAUCGUGGUAGAACAUACAAAGUCAUUUGCUUCUCAUGUACUUAUAUGCAUAACCUUAAUUCUGUGUUUGAUGCCAGUUUGCACAAGAAAUUAAUUCAGUGGAGUGUGGUUAUUUAGUUUUUACAAUAAGCCUCUUUAAAACACGUUUUAAUAAGCGUUCUGAUGUAAAUGUGUACAGAUACAGUAGUAAAACUGUAAGGAAAUAGCAGUGGAGCUGCUGGUUUAGUUCUUAAAAGAAUGAACUUAGAAGCAAUAUAACUUUUAACACUAGACUAAAUUGUGAUUUCUAAGAUUUUAAGUGAAAUAACUGUAAUUGUUCCUAAAUAUUAAGCUUGUUACUGACUCUAGAAAAUGUUUCAGAACAGAUUGGCAUGAAUUUUGCAACAAAUACAGCAUUUGCAUAAAAAGGGUUUGUAUGUCACAAGUAAUUUGGCUUCCAAUAAUGGAAGCAAGAGCCAAAGACACUUUAAAUCUGUUACUGUUAAGGUAUAACUUCCAUAUAACUGGGUCAACAGAAAUCUGUUCAGCUUAACCAGGUGCUCUUUUUCCAAUUUUUGCUGAUGUUUAGCAAAACAAAGUUUAGUUAAAGCGAAGAAAACAGGAAAAGAAACAUCAGAAAGAACUCGUAAGUAAAAAAUGUCAAUAUAUUUUUGGGGGUAAAAGAUUUUGGAAGUGAUGGAAAAGAAGAAUGUUUUUGGAAAUGAAUCAGAUGCUGGACAUUUUUUUUCCCACAUUUGCUAAAAGAAUGAAUCUGUGGUUGUCAGCAGAUGUAUAAACAUACACCUUCAUGAAAUAAACCACAAAUUGACUUACAGCUAGUAGACAACUUUACCGACAUUUUUCGAGAACAAAUAGACUAAAAUGGACCUCUAUACCUUGGUAAGCUCCCCUGUGUUAUAUUUUCUUCUGUUCUUGCUAUAUAUGCUAUUGAGCAGAGGAUCCUAACAUUGCCAGCUCUUGCAUUUUGGAAAAAUUCUCUCUCAUUUUUAAGUAACUGUGGAAACCUAGCUAAGCUACUCAUUUCACCUUGUAUUUAAAUUGGUACUUGCUUUUUUGUUUCUUUGUGUGUUUGUUGGGGUUUUUUUUGUUACGUUGCCAUAGAGUUGAUGCAGUGGGUUUUGGUUUUCUUUUGUUUUUUUACUUUUCAAAAAGUAAUAUAUAAAAUAUAUUCAAUUUUUGGACAAGACACUGAGAAGUUAUUCUGGCUGAAGUGUCAUGAAGUGUCAUCACUGUUAUCUUCCUGAUACGCUAUUCCUAUCCUUACAGCAGAAGCCUGAUGAUCUUUGUGCAAUUCAUGCUUGCUAUUUGUGAGAUGUGAGGUGGAAAUCCAGUUAGUGAAAAGAAAACAGCAUCCAGAGACUAUAGCAGUAGACACUUGAUAGAUGACAAGCAUUUGGAGCUCUUUCUACUCAGUGAGCUUUAAAGGUCUUUUCCAACAUAAAUGAUUCUAUGAAUAUUAGUAACUGAAACAUUGCACAAAUCUAUGGCAAAAUAGUAUUAUUUAAAAUAUUAAUAUAAUUCCAUCUUACUGCUGUUUUUUCACUUACGUUUUUUAAGGAAAGCAGUCUGAAGAGCUUAGAAUUGAUUGGAAUUAAUUCCAAUUGAUCAGUUCAAUGAAAUACUUGAGUUGUCACUUAAAACCUGUUUAAGGUUAUCUUUAAGCUGCAAUAAAUGCUUAAGUUAAUUUUGUGUAGCCUUCUAACAUUUGUAGAGGACUGGAGGAUUCUCCCAUUUUACCCCAGCUAAAUGCUUUUUAUUUCAUCACAAAUUCGCUCGCACAAUCAAAAUGAGUUACACUGCAUUGCUGUUGAUGGUUGACGUUCCCAAUUUACUUACGGACAGCAAAUGGACUUCAGUUGUGUUAAGGUUUUCUAGAUCUCUGUUGACCCUUGGUUGCAAGUCUAAAAAAUUAUUCAGUACUCUUGGAAUUGGUGUAGACAGCUUUAAAGGUUAGCUUGUGCCCUGGUUUUAGUUAAAACUGAUAAAAUACCUCUUUCUAGGCCUUAUAUUUUGCCCUUUCAUGUUGUUGUAAAAGUGUAUAGAAUCAAUUGCAACUGAAUAGCUUGUUGUCUGUGACUGAGACCAAAACUCAGCUUAAUAUUUUUUAUUUUUUAAUCUUUUUCUCCCCUCUGUGUGUGUGUGUAGGUGUGUAUGUGUGUUGUCACAAAAUCGUACCUGCCAACACUGCUGUUGCAGGGACAGCAGUUUAUCUGUAACUGUGAAUACUUUCUGUCUUCAGAUAUUACAUAAAUAAGGUGUGCUUAAAUCCUGUGACUCAUGACCUAAUGAAAAUACUGUUAUGCCACCUAACAUGAGUUCAUCUAGUUGAUUUUUAGGCCUUUUCCUGGUGUCGAUGUAAAAUAGCAUCCUGCAAAUAAACAGUAUUUGUGCUGGUUUCAGCAACUGA
This is a messenger RNA of Calypte anna (Anna's hummingbird), 5352 nucleotides long. It is a transcript of the gene DCUN1D4, whose product is annotated as defective in cullin neddylation 1 domain containing 4. Bases 307 to 1002 code for a protein of 231 amino acids. The record is from RefSeq and is a predicted model, not a curated record. The transcript is spliced from 11 exons. Gene Ontology annotation, biological process: positive regulation of ubiquitin-protein transferase activity; protein neddylation. Gene Ontology annotation, molecular function: ubiquitin-like protein binding; ubiquitin conjugating enzyme binding; cullin family protein binding. Gene Ontology annotation, cellular component: ubiquitin ligase complex. Lineage: Eukaryota; Metazoa; Chordata; Aves; Apodiformes; Trochilidae.